ACUUGAAGGGAUCUUACUGCUUGGAUGCCAUGCCCUGUCAGGAGGUAAACCAAAGUAGAGUUUUGUUAUAGUCGAUACUUGGAUUAAACCAUGGCACUUUUUUCAAAUAUGUUCAUGAACUAAUAAUAAGAGUGUGUUGGACUGCGAUAUAGCUUUCAGGUGGAUUAAUUAGCGAUUUGUGUUAAUAAACACAAUUUAAGUUUAGCUUUAACUUUAAUGAUGAUGAAACAAAAUUAAAAUGUAAAUUUUGAAUGUUCAUUUUAUAUUUAUAUAAAAUAAAGCAAAAAACAAAGUUCAGAAGAACAGUGCAGGUGAAUGGAAGUAAAAUUUAAAAAACCAAAGAGGGAAAAGACACUUCAGCUAUGUAAAAUUGUGAAUUUUGUUUAUUUCGUAUGGAGUCAACAAAUCCAAUCUUGUUCUUAUGUUAAGUAUGUUCAACUAAUUUGUUUAGGUAACAAUUGCUGUUUGAUUAGCAACUCCUUUUAUAUUUGUAAGUGUAAGGCAUUGAACCACAUACUCCUUUUUAUAUUUGUAAGUGUAAGGCAUUGAACCACAUACUCCUUUUAUAUUUGUAAGUGUAAGGCAGCGAUUGCGGCAUCACACUUACGUUUCAAUAUUCUUUGUUACUUUCAGAAAUUCCUAGAAAGCCCUAGUCUCAUCUUGACAAGUUCCUGUAAGCCAAGCCUAGUAGAAAUCUGUAUCGCAAUGGCGUUAAGCAUUGCCGUUCUGCUGGCUACGUGCUGCCAUAUGGCCACACUACAUCACGUGCAGGGCGAGUUGACGUGCAACAAGGGACAGUAUCUACACCACCACUACGAUACGUCCCCCAUUUGUCUGCCUUGCCCGGAACAUACUUUUAUUUCUGAAGACAAUCACACUUUCACUGACUGUGGAAUCUGCAAAGUGGCCCACAGCCACCUCAAUCAAAUCAUAGUCAAACGUUGCACACCAUAUUCAGACGCAGUGGUCGGUUGUCCUAGCGGGUAUUUCCGUGCGGAACAUAUGCACACCGCUAGUGCUGGCGAGUGUCAGAAAUGCGCGGACUGUUCAGCUGAGCAUCUCCACGAGGCUAGUCCAUGUAAUGAGACCCAUGACACAGUGUGCUGCGCCAUCCCUGGAAUGGUGGCGGCCAUCACGAUGACAGGACAACAUAUCUGUGUGUUCUUGCAGGACAAGGAAAUAGAGAUCAUUAACAACGAGAGAAUUAGGGAAGGUCAAAACACUCUGUUAGCAUCAACGGAAAUACCAAGAAGAAAUCGAAAGACGAACUCAUUAAGUCAAAUUUUAAAGCGCAAAUUCCAAUCUUGAUGGAGAACCCUUGAAAGCAACACCGUACUCUAUAUAACACUGCAGCCGAAUGUUGACAGAGAGACAUCAAAGUAACACUUAAGAACAGGAAUCACGUGAACAAGUUAACCAUUGAGAUGUCAAUGAUGGAGUUUAAAUGUUCAUUUUGACUGGAACUUGUCAUGAAAAUAAAAUGGGCAUGAGCCAUAGUAAUGUUGCUAUGACAACGAAAAACAUUUCAUUAAGCGGUGUGUUUGAUUGAUGGCCAGAAUGUAGCACGGCGUUGGAAAAAUAUUUGAAUUAUGUAUUGUUCCGUUAAAACAAACAAGAAGACAUUCAAACAAAAAACAAACAAACAAACAAACAAACAGGUUAUCUCCAAUGUCUCAUGUUUUGUACUACGCCAUUCUUAAGUUCUAACGGACUUUUACGGACCAAUAAUUUUAGGUUAAAUAUUUGCGGACUGUCAGUAAAUUUUCAAACGGUUGAAAACUUUGCUGGGAACCCUAUUUUGAUUGAACAUCCAUUGUAAGUUAUCCGGAAGUGUGUAUAGUGAAUCAUUUUUGAGGCUAAUGUUUCAAUGUGCUUUGUGCAUGCGUGGGCGUGUGCGUGGGCGCGCGUGUCCGCACAUAUAGACUUAUUCAACAAGAUUUCAUUGAUAAGUUCGCUAUAUUUAACAUGACCUACAUAUUGACUGCCAAAGAUCGAAGCCAAUAAUGCGUCGUAGAAUCGAAGUGUUUAAGCAAUAACAAUGAGUCAUUUCUAAAUUUAGACGAAUACUAAUCACUAGCUAUAGCCGGCCAAACAUUGGCGACAGCAAUGCGUGUACUUGCCAUCUACUCAAGUUACCUGACUAAACAUGAACUCAAGAAACGCACAUUUAAGAGCCCAGUUUUUCCUACGCCCCUUCCCCUAUGAUACGCCACUUCACAUUUUUUAUUUCACGCCCAUGAACAAUAUAAAAUAUUCUGAUGUCCCAACCACUUUUAAACCUAAUAUUUUUUUUACAUCAUACUUAAAUUGAGACGAUUUCAUUUUUCGAAAAGAAAAUAUUACGCACCAAACGCAGUUGCGUU
Molecule: messenger RNA, 2363 nt
Organism: Lymnaea stagnalis (great pond snail)
Lineage: Eukaryota; Metazoa; Mollusca; Gastropoda; Lymnaeidae
Source: the annotation of a GenBank genome assembly